AUGGGGAAGAACCUUUGUGAUCCAGCCAAAGGAGGAAAUGAAGACAGUGAGAUGCGGCUCAAAAAAACCAUUGGAUAUUUUGAAGGGGUUAGCUUUAUAAUGGGUACGAUUGUAGGAGCAGGGAUCUUUGUAUCCCCUACAGGGGUACUGCAGUACUCUUUACUCAACGUUGGUGUUGCCUUGAUCAUCUGGAUGAUCUGUGGUGUGAUAUCUCUGAUGGGUGCUCUCUGUUAUGCAGAGCUAGGCACUGCUUUACCAUUGUCAGGAGGAGAAUACAGCCACAUAAAGAGAGCCCUUGGCUCUCCUCUUGCUUUUAUUUUUAUGUGGACAGCUCUGUUCAAUAAACCGGCAUCGAAUGCCGCUCGGGCCUUGCUGUUCGCUGAGUACGCAAUCCAGCCUUUCUUCGGUGAGUGCCAGGCUCCAGAACUGCUGAAGAAAGGUUUAGCUCUGGCUGUUCUCUGGUUUCUUGGGAUCCUCAACGGCCGAAGUGUCAAGAUGGCUGCUUGGGUGCAGACUAUUUUUACCAUACUGAAAAUGAUGGCUUUGUCUGUAAUUGCAAUUAGCGGGAUUGUCCUACUGAUACGAGGGAGGAAAGAGAAUGUAGCAAGAUUUGAAAAUGCUUUCAGUGGAGAGAUUCCAGAUGCUGGUCAGAUCGCAGAAGCCUUUUUCCAAGGACUGUAUGCAUAUGGUGGCUGGUGGUCUCUCAAUUAUAUGGCAGAGGAGAUGAAAAACCCAAGCAAAAAUAUUCCCAGGACUGUGAUGACUGCACUUCCUUCAGUGACUGCAUUUUACUUGCUGGUAAAUGUUUCAUACCUGACUGUUCUCACACCCAAGGAAAUUGUCUCCUCAGUUGCUGUAGCAGUCACUUGGGCUGACAGAGUGAUCCCUUCGAUUGCAUGGAUUAUUCCUGUAUCUGUGGCCAUUUCAAUAUUUGGUGCCCUUAAUAGCAGCAUGUUUACACUCGGACGAUUAAGCUAUGCUGGAAGUCAGUCUGGACAUCUGCCCAUUAUAAUAUCCAUGCUUAAUGUCCACUAUUGGACUCCAGCGCCAGCCAUGAUUUUCUCAACUGUUAUUGCAUCCAUUUUUAUUAUCCCAUCAGACCUAAUUGCUUUAACCAAUUAUUUUGGAUUCUCUGUCUGGCUCAUGAUUGGAUUUACAUGUGCUAGCCUGAUUGUCCUCCGGUACCGAGAACCUAAUCUACACAGACCAUAUAAGGUUUUUUUACCAGUUGCAUAUGGAAUGGUGGCAGUUUCUCUGUUCUUAGUUUGUGCUCCUAUAGUUUGGUCUCCAAAGGUGCAGUACAUAUAUGCACUCCUUUUUGUGCUUGGGGGUCUUCUCUUAUAUGUGCCUUUUGUACAUUUUAAAAUACAUUUUGAAUUUGUUGACAAAAUUACCUGCCAUCUGCAGUUGUUGCUGGAAGUUUCACAUGCUAAUCACAAAUAUGAGUAA
Molecule: messenger RNA, 1449 nt
Organism: Gekko japonicus
Lineage: Eukaryota; Metazoa; Chordata; Lepidosauria; Squamata; Gekkonidae
Gene: SLC7A13
Product: solute carrier family 7 (anionic amino acid transporter), member 13
Exons: 4
Coding region: 1-1449 (482 amino acids)
Biological process (GO): amino acid transmembrane transport
Cellular component (GO): membrane
Molecular function (GO): L-amino acid transmembrane transporter activity
Source: RefSeq, a predicted model, not a curated record